Nematolebias whitei (Rio pearlfish) is the source of this 2326-nucleotide messenger RNA. It is a transcript of the gene smyd4, whose product is annotated as SET and MYND domain containing 4. Gene Ontology annotation, molecular function: protein binding. The record is from RefSeq and is a predicted model, not a curated record. The transcript is spliced from 10 exons. The coding region runs from base 65 to 2326 and encodes 753 amino acids. NCBI's taxonomy places the organism in Eukaryota, Metazoa, Chordata, Actinopteri, Cyprinodontiformes, Rivulidae.
UGCAUUCUGCCACGAAAAACUGUCCCAAGAAAGCUUCAGGGUUGAAGAGCAGUGGUUCAGCGUUAUGGAUCUUCCGUGCAUGCGGUGGCAAAAUCACGUUGCACAGAAAUGGGAAGAACUCGAUCCUGAGCUAAAGAAGAAAUUCACCUCACUGCUUGAAAUUGAUGACGUUUUUAAAUGUGCUUUAAGUCUGACAAACCCACAUGAUGUGGAAUGGUUGCAGUCAGCGUCUGCAGGACAUUCAGUGAAGAAGGGCAGAGAGGAAGCAGCCAGCUGCAGGGAGAAGGGCAACUCCAGCUUCAAGGCCACAGACUACAAAGCAGCAGCUCUGCACUAUUCACAGGGGAUAUGUUUUGCCCCGGACACUUCAGAUCAGCUGUCUCUGUGCUAUUCCAACCGCUCUGCUGCUCUCUUCCAUCUGCAGCUGUUCCAGGAGUGCCUUGAUGACAUCGAUAAAGCCUUAAAGAGUGGCUAUCCAUCUCAUCUUUCACAAAAACUACAGGAUCGUCGCACUCUGUGUCUGAGUUAUCUUGCUGGACGUGAAAAGACAGGAAAAGCUGAUCAGCGUUGUUCCUCGAAGAGUAGUAGAAGUUCUCAUGUUGUUGGAGCUCUCAGAUGUGGUAUUUGUCCCGGAGUUUCUGUCGUCUACAGUUUGGACAAAGGGCGACACCUGGUAGCUCAAAAGAGGAUAGCAGCUGGGGAGGCGAUUCUUACCGAAAGGCCGUACAGCUGCGUCCUAAUACCAGGAAUGGAGGAGGUUCAAGGGAAAAGAGGAGGAGAAAUGAUGUUUGGAACAGAGCACAGGUGCUGUCACCGGUGUUUAGCUGAAACUCUGUGCCCCGUGCCAUGCGAGGGGUGCAGCUACAGCCGAUACUGUUCAGCUGCCUGUCAGCGAGCAGCCUGGGGAGAGCAUCACCGCUGGGAGUGUCCACUUGGAGCAGAUCUGAUGGUGAUGGGUGUGAUGGCCCAGCUCGCCCUGAGGGUGACACUAAAGGCUGGGUUAGAAAACAUCCAAACAGCACGUCAGCCAAUCAGGGACGAGCACAAGAAGUUGGAGCCGUGCAGGGAUUCAGCUCCACGUUGCUCAUAUCAAAUCGAUCCUUCCAAAGGUGACCCUUACCUCUCCGUGUUUCACUUGCUGCACCACACAAACAACCAAAGCGCUGCUCUGCGCUUCCUGUGUGCUGUUACCAUAGCAACACUCUACCUGAGGCUCAGCAAGGGGGUUUCUCUUCCUGGAUCCUCAUUACCUGACAGACCAAACGUGGAGGGAGGCGAUGCAGAGUGGAGCUCAGAGCUCUGGGUGGUGGGAAGCGCAAGUCUGAGGCACAUGCUGCAGCUGAGAUGCAACGCUCAGGCUAUCAUCACGCUGCAAGAUACAGGAGCAGAAAACGCCAGAGUGCAGUCCCAGCAGGAGGUCCGUCUUGCCACAGCAAUGUUUCCAGCUCUAAGCCUUCUCAAUCACUCCUGCUGUCCUAAUACCAGCCUGGUGUUCAGCACCGGAACUGCUGCUGAUACCUGUGGUUCACAUAAAUCUGCAGACAUCAGUGAUGGUCUUUGUGAGGAUAAACACGAGGCUUGUGAAGUCACCGUGACGGUCAGAGCAGCGAGAGCUAUUAAUCCUGGGCAGGAGAUCCUACACUGCUAUGGUCCUCACAGCAGUAGGAUGGUGACCAGCGAGCGCCAGCGCCUUCUGCAGGAACAGUACUACUUCCUGUGUCAGUGUGAGGCCUGCAGCGUGCAGGAGGGCCGGCAGCAGCAGGACGGUGCCAGAGGCAGCAGGAAUGAGUCUGGAUUGUUGUGUUUAAAGUGCAAAGAAGCUCUCAAGAAAAUCUGUGAAGGUGAUUUUAGAUGUAUGCUGCCAACCUGUGGUCAUCGCAUGUCUUCAGCAGAAGUGAGCCACAAGCUGCAGGAGGUCAGGGCUGCUCUGAAGAGGGCGGUAGAGCUCAUGGAGACAGAAAUGCCAGACGAGGCUGUACGACUGUUGAAGCAGAUAAAGAGACAGUCUGGACUGAUCCUUGGAGAGACACACCCGCUGCAUGGAGAGCUGGCUGAUGCCACAGCCAGAGCGUUUGCUUCUAUGGGUGACUGGAAAAACGCAGCCGACCAUCUGGAACAAAGUGUCGUAGCUACAGGCUUCCAGUAUGGAGAAGACAGCAUUGAACUGGGACAGCAGCUCUUCAAAUUAGCUCAGCUCCACUUUAAUGCUGGUGCCAGAGGUGCAGCUCUUUCUGUCAUUCCUAAGGCCAGACAAAUCCUCUCCCUUCACUGUGGCCCACACUGCCCUGAACUACAAGAACUGCAGGCCAUGGAGGAAUGUCUGUGA